AUGCCGAUCGGUGGAAUCGGGAGUAAUGCGAUGUGUAAUUCGAACGUGAAGGUGACGUUUGAACGAGGUGGGGGGUCUGGGAAGGAGGACGCGGCUGAAGAAGUCGCGAUGCCGAUCGGGCUCUCGGUGGCGUUCGGCGCGUGCGCGAUGUUUUGUCGGGUGUUCGCGAUCGCGAGGGCUUCGAAGGUUUCCAUGCGCCAUGCGAUGUUUGUUAAUCCGUUUCAGCGACAGGCGACGAUUCAGCGUCAGUUGACGAUGCGACAGCAACAACGAGGUGAGGUGUGCCAAGAAAAUCCGCCGGCGUCUCGGGCGCCUCUGGCGAUGCAGCCGACGGCGCCGUCGCAAAUUCACGUUCCAGGGCGCGGCGGGCAGCGCGAUACGGUCAUCAUGUUUCAGCAAUCGGCGCCCGCGGUCCAGGCGUCUGCGGCGCAGUCGCAUUACGCGACUCCGGCCAAUCAGUACUAUCCUGAUAUUUGA
Ostreococcus lucimarinus CCE9901 is the source of this 477-nucleotide messenger RNA. RefSeq lists its product with no specific name. Bases 1 to 477 code for a protein of 158 amino acids. The transcript has a single exon. Lineage: Eukaryota; Viridiplantae; Chlorophyta; Mamiellophyceae; Mamiellales; Bathycoccaceae. The record is from RefSeq and is a predicted model, not a curated record.